Anastrepha ludens (Mexican fruit fly) is the source of this 536-nucleotide messenger RNA. RefSeq names its product phosphatidylinositol N-acetylglucosaminyltransferase subunit P (gene PIG-P). The transcript has a single exon. The record is from RefSeq and is a predicted model, not a curated record. Lineage: Eukaryota; Metazoa; Arthropoda; Insecta; Diptera; Tephritidae. The coding region runs from base 1 to 498 and encodes 165 amino acids.
AUGCCGGAACACACACCUGCGCCAACACCACAUAGGGCGGUGUAUGGAUUUGGUUUCUAUUUGCUAUUCUUUACUCUGUUCAUUCUGUAUUUAAUGUGGGCGCUUUUACCAACAGAGAGUUGGGGUCUCAACUAUCUGCCAGAUAAAUAUUUCGCUGCAUAUUUACCCAUACUUGUGCUCAUGGGCAUGUUUGUUUUUGAGUUCUUCAUAUAUCCGGCAAUUGGCCUGGCUAUGACUCCUAAUGUAGAUGAAGUGGAAUCCGUAAUGGAUACGGCUUUAUUAAUGCGACAUGCAGAAAGUGAUAAAAUAGCAAAGAACCAAAUUAAUUGCCCGUGGGCGCAACUGAGGUACGUUAAACAAGUGACACCUCCAAAAGAACGUAAAGUGCUUCCCAAUUGUGAAUUUUGUCAUGGCACACAUCGCUUGCCAGCAGCACAUGAACAGAUAUCAACGUUGCGGUUUUUAGAUUUACAGGACGUGAAUAGUAUUUUUGAUUAAAAUUUUAAAAAUAAAAUAUAUACGUUUGCGUUUGAGAA